CAAUUAUGUUACAUCAGUAGUAGAGUAGUGGUGAAGUAUCACAGACUCAGAGAUCCAAUUAAGUGAGGCUGGGAUCUCUGAUUUUCAAAUGUACCUUCCUCACAUUGCCAUUUUCCCUAGUUUUCCACUCCCAUCCCAUCAUGCAAAGCUAAGCUAGCUAGCACUGGUUACUCUAAUAAGCAAACACUUUUCUUUCUUUCUUUCAAAUUUUUUGUUUAGAUAUGAACAAAAACCGCAGAGAAUCCCGGCAUCAGCCCCUAUAAAUCCAACCCCUGCCAUACUCACAUAAUACCAACACAACUUUCCUCUCUCUCUCUCUCUCUCUCUCUCUCUCCUUCACUUGCUUGGAGCAAUGGCUAAAGCCUUGUUGGCAUCAGUGCCGCUUUUCCUGCUCCUAGCAGUGAGUAGUAGUGUGGUUGCUGAAGAGCUUGAAACUCUUCCACCUUCUUACCCUCACCCUCACUCUCCCACACAAGCACCUCUUCACCCACCAGCAAGUGCUCCUCACCCCCACCACCACCACCACCACCACCCUCCAGCACCAGCACCUGCACCUGUUCAUCCACCUUCUCCUCCUACCCACCACAAUUACCCUCCUACCCCUGCCCCUGCUAAGUCUCCUACUCAUCACCAUCACCAUCACCCUUCUGCUCCUGUUCACCCUCCUCUUAACCCUCCAGUUAAACCUCCUGUUCCGGUUCACCCUCCUCUCAAUCCUCCAGUUAAACCUCCUGUUCCGGUUCACCCUCCUCUCAAUCCUCCGGCUCCGGUGCACCCUUUCCCUAGAAGCUAUGUCGCAGUUCAAGGAGUUGUCUAUGUUAAAUCCUGCAAGUAUGCUGGGGUUGACACCCUCUUGGGAGCCACACCACUACUUGGUGCCGUUGUGAAGCUCGAAUGCAACAACACCAAGUACAAGCUGGUCCAAACGAGCAAAACCGACAAGAACGGCUACUUCUACAUCGGAGCACCAAAGAGCAUAACCACAUACGGGGCCCACAAGUGCAACGUGGUUUUGGUCAGUGCACCCUAUGGGCUUAAGGCCUCAAAUCUCCAUGGUGGUGUUACCGGUGCUCUUCUCAGGCCCGAGAAGCCUUUCUUGUCCAAGAAGCUUCCCUUUGUGCUCUACACUGUUGGGCCUCUUGCAUUUGAGCCCAAUUGCCAUUAAAAUGAAGAAAUUAUUAUGGAUAUAUAAUAUGAUAAUGAUAUUUAAGUUAUAUAGAGCUAUGUUGCCUUUAUUUGCUUUAUGGCCUUGUUUUGUUUUGUUGUCUUCAUUUUUAGUUUAAUGUGUUUUCCUUUUUGUAGCUCUGAGCUUGAAUUGAUCAUAUACAAUAAACAGUGGAUAGUUCAAGUAUGGCUUUUAGUUUA
Molecule: messenger RNA, 1365 nt
Organism: Glycine soja
Lineage: Eukaryota; Viridiplantae; Streptophyta; Magnoliopsida; Fabales; Fabaceae
Product: non-classical arabinogalactan protein 31-like
Exons: 2
Coding region: 353-1165 (270 amino acids)
Source: RefSeq, a predicted model, not a curated record